UAGAGACACAACAGAUAUAGAUUCUCCUUCCCCUGUCUGGCUCCCAAUCUUAACCAGCAAGUUAGAUUAAUCAGCCUUAAUUCAUCACUGAAAUGAACCAUUUCACAAACUGUCCCGACCGCUUGUAUGGAAACUAAAGUCAUGCUCUUCAUACUAGGCCUAUGUUUGAUUAUUGAUGUGAGUGGAAUAUGCGAAAAGGGAUUUGUCUUUCAGAGUGAAGAAUGCGUAGAUAUAAAUGAGUGUGUGGAUGGAUCAAAUAAAUGCAACCUCAGUCAGACCUGUGAAAACACCCCUGGCUCUUACAAGUGUGUGUGCCUUGAGGGUUUUAGCCAGGGAUUUGGUGAACUGACCUGUGAAGAUGUGAAUGAAUGUCACACGUCUGAAGAUCCUGUCUGUGGUCUUAAGGGCAAGUGUUUCAACUCCAUAGGCAGCUACUACUGCAGAUGUGAUCUAGGAUAUGUAUCAAAUAAAACCUCAGAGUUUGCGAUUGUAACAGAUGAUCUCCAUUGCCAAGACAUAGAUGAGUGUAGGGACGGAGGUCAUGCCUGUGGCAAUCUGACCUGUGAGAACACACCUGGCUCUUACAAGUGUGUGUGCCGUGACGGUUUUAGGCAGGGAUCUGGUGAAUCUCCCUGUGAAGAUGUGAAUGAAUGCGAGUCUAGAGAUCCUGUCUGUGGUCUUAAGGCCACGUGUGUCAACACCAUAGGAAGCUACUACUGCAGAUGCAAUCCAGGAUAUGUAUCACAUAUAAAGAAGCUGUUCAUAACAGACAAUUUCUAUUGCCAAGACAUAGAUGAGUGUAGGGACGGAAGUCAUGCCUGUGGCUCCAGACAGAUCUGUGAAAACACACCUGGCUCUUACAAGUGUGUGUGCCGUGAUGGUUUUAGGCAGGGCUAUGGUGAAUGUGGCAUGGUCUGUGAAGAUGUGAAUGAGUGUGUGGCUAUUCCUCCAGUGUGUGGCACACUCGGCACCUGCACAAACACCCUAGGCAGCUACACCUGCACCUGCCCCGAAGGCUUCGGGAACCCCAACAAUAACAGCAGCAGAGCCCCUUGUGAAGAAUGGGGCAAUGUAUUGCAACAUAAAUGCAAGGAUGCUGAUAGUGUCUGUAAGCUGAACACCCUGCGGGAUCUGACAAGGAACUUGACCGGGUCUUCCAGAGUGUCGCCUCCCGGGUCUUCCAGAGUGUCGCCUCCUGUUUUGUUCCGCACACUGGACGCGCUGCUAGAAGCUCCCCCGGUGGGCCACGAGGACGCCGUGCUCCAGCUCACAGAGGCGCUGGUGCAGAACGUGGAGACCUCCACUGUCACCACGCAACACAGAGAACACAUCGCAAACAACAACACAGAGGUGGACAUCAUGCAUGUAGGACCGAAUACCUCCUUAACUGGGUCCGUGCAGCUGAAGACUGUUGAUGCUCUUCUUGAAAUUGAUCUUCCGGUGAUCGCACGAAACAAUGACGGUUCAGCAUCAGUGGUCCUCUUAACUUCUAACAGCAUGCACAACGUCUUCAACAACAGCCAUUUCCGUAAAAGAAAUGCUAAACGUACAUACAUGGGUGCCAAAGUAGUGUUAAUCAUCUUGCCCCAAGUAACGGUCAAGACGCUUCCCAAGCCGAUCAUGCUGACCUUUCAACACUUUAACGUCUCAGACCCAGCGGAUAAGCCUGCCUGUGUGUACUGGAGUGAGGGUGCUUGGGUCACGGACGGCUGUUCUGCCAGCGAGUCCAUGUCCAACUCCACACACACGGUGUGCUCCUGUACCCACCUGUCCACCUUCGCAAUGAUCAUGCAGACGAACCCAAACACUGAGAGUGAUCCCGUUGUAGAGGCGCUGAGUGCAGUUUUCGUGCUGAUCGGCCUCGUCUUCCUGACCCUAGCCUUGUUGACCUUUGCCCUCUGUCGGCGCAACUCCCGAGUGACCAACGUGGCGCGGCUCAACCUCUCCGUGUGCCUGCUGCUGGCUCACGCCCUCUUCCUCCUCACUCAGACGGCCCUGCGCCUCAUCCAGCCACACAGGGUGCUGUGCAAGCUGCUGGCCGGCGUGCUUCACUUCCUGUUCCUGUGUUGUUUCGUGUGGAUGUCCGCCGAGGCCGUGCUGCUCUUCCUGUCCGUCCGCAAGCUGCGGCAGAUCAAGGCCAAGGACCGCACGGGCCCGCACUGGCGAUACAAGCUUCUGAUUGGCUAUGGGAUCCCACUGGUCAUCGUGGCCGUGGCGGCGAUAGCUGUGCCUGACGGACAUGGAAGUGAGAAGUGCUGGCUGGUGACAGAGAAAGGAUUCAACUGGAGUUUUCUCGGUCCUGUCUGCUUAAUCCUCACUGGAAAUAUCAUACUGUUCAUCAUCAUCUUCAUCACCAUCCACACUACACUGAGGGCGGCCCGCAGCGAAGCCUCUAAGGUCAAGUACACCAGACUCCUCCUGUUCAAAAUCAUGGCCCAGUGCGUGAUCCUCGGCUGCCCCUGGAUAUUUCUAAUGGCGUCAGAGGAGAGUAGAGUGCUGGAGCUCAUCUUCGUCUUCCUCACCUCCCAGCAAGGAACCGUCAUCUUCCUCAUCCACUGUCUACUCAACGACGAGGUGCGCAAGCAGUACGCCAAAUGGUGGAAGAAAUACGGCCUGAGCAGCAAGUUCCCAGACACCUCAGCCUCUCUCGCCCUCUCAACGACUCGGCACAGCAGCAACUCACAGACCGGAGACACGACUCUGCACACCGCCCAGCAGACCGAGGCCGAGCCCGACAAGGAGGAUUAGAGUGUGGCCAAGGACCGCACGGGCCCGCACGGGCGACACAAGCUUCUGACUGGCCAUGGGAUCCCCACUGGUCAUCCAAACUGUUUUUUUUUUGUCAAAUUCAGCAAAAAUGCUCCAUACUUUUCCGAGCUUUCUAUAUUUUGAGUGUUCUAAAAAUGAUUUGUAUCAGCUCUGGAACUGUAAAUGGGAACCAAUCAUUGUGGCGUGGAAUAAGCUGUGAGUACUUCCAGUGCAUCUUGAGCAAACCAUUUCCUUGGCAGUUAAGCCCAAAGUAACUUAGAAUUCAAUUGGUGAUUCAAUUGUGGCAAACAUAGACAACAUAAUAAUAAUAAUAAUAAUAAUAAUAAUAAUAAUAACAACAACAAACUAAAUUAGAAUCUGAUUUUGUGAAUAAAAUAUAUUGUAUAAUAAGAUGCAAAUUUGACCUUUAAAGUCCAAUGUGUUGAUAGCUUGAUUCUUAGAAAUGUGAAAUGUAAUAUAAAAUAUUGCACAGUAACAGAGUAAACGUCUGUCUUUUAUUUCCAUCUUUUGUUUUUGAAAACGUCAGAUAUGUUUUAUGAUAUGAUAUGUAUUAG
Molecule: messenger RNA, 3323 nt
Organism: Sardina pilchardus (European sardine)
Lineage: Eukaryota; Metazoa; Chordata; Actinopteri; Clupeiformes; Clupeidae
Product: adhesion G protein-coupled receptor E1-like
Exons: 20
Coding region: 127-2748 (873 amino acids)
Biological process (GO): cell surface receptor signaling pathway; adenylate cyclase-activating G protein-coupled receptor signaling pathway
Cellular component (GO): plasma membrane
Molecular function (GO): G protein-coupled receptor activity; calcium ion binding
Source: RefSeq, a predicted model, not a curated record